AUGACUUCAUCAUCAGGUUCAGUCAAUGCCCUUGAAGAAGAUCAAUUCAUAGAUCCCAUGUCUUUGAUUCAGUCGAGGGUAUCACAAGAGGAUAGAUCAGAGACCAAUGAGGAAAUUACAGAUGAUCUCCUGAGGGUAGUAAUAACACUAUCAGUAGAAGAACAGAUCAAGGAACAUAACUCCCUAAUCCAUAUAGGGAGUGACACAGAGGAGGAUGAGUUUGAUUUGACCCAACUUCGAGCUAAUGACAAUGGGUCAAACACCAUAGAGAUCUUUCGGUCCAUACGUUCCAAGUAUUACGAACGUUUAGAAGCAGGAGAAUUUGGGGGCCCUGAUGAAGAACCUGAUGAAGAGCCGAGUGAAGGGGAAAUCAAUGAUGAUGAUGAUGAUGAUGACAAUGACGAUGACGAUGAGGAAGCGGACGAAGAUUUGAACAAUGAUAAGGAAUAUAGACAAUUAUCUAGACUGGGAUGA
Molecule: messenger RNA, 474 nt
Organism: Macadamia integrifolia
Lineage: Eukaryota; Viridiplantae; Streptophyta; Magnoliopsida; Proteales; Proteaceae
Product: nonsense-mediated mRNA decay protein 2-like
Exons: 1
Coding region: 1-474 (157 amino acids)
Source: RefSeq, a predicted model, not a curated record